Molecule: messenger RNA, 2439 nt
Organism: Acanthamoeba castellanii str. Neff
Lineage: Eukaryota; Discosea; Longamoebia; Acanthamoebidae
Product: alpha/beta hydrolase fold domain containing protein
Exons: 8
Coding region: 1-2439 (812 amino acids)
Molecular function (GO): hydrolase activity
Source: RefSeq, a predicted model, not a curated record
AUGGACUCGAGUGCAACGCUGGCCCCGGACGAGGAAGUGCGCCACCACCCUUCCCCCUCCGAAGCAUCAGCUGCCUAUUGGGCUCCGCUCCCCAUGGCCGAGCGGCACAUCGAGGUGCUCGGACCCAAGCAUGAUGACGAGAAGAAGAAGAACAAGAAGGAGAAGGAGGAGUUGAAGGAGACGGAGGAGAUGGAGGAGAUGAAGGAGACGGCUGGCACCAGCAGCUCCCUGCAGGGUCCUGGGGAGGUCGCGGUCAAGGCCACGGGGAUGAUGCUGACGGGCAAUGAGAUGGCGGAGGUGAUGGCCAAUCACCGCAGCGACCAGAGUGACCACAGGAAGAGGAAAAAGGGGAGGAAGGGCCGGGUGCGGGUCCGGAAGGACGCGGUCCUCCUCACCGCUGCUGUGCAGGCCCUGUUCGUCAUGCCCCGCAGAAUCGCGAGAGGUCCCAUCUACCCCUCCUUCAACUGGGUCACCGAGCUGGGCUAUCGGGCGGUGAUCAAGGUGGUGGACCACCACUAUCUUCUCCGCUGGGACGACCUCAGGGGAUGGGGUGUACCGCCCGUGCGGGUCAACGAGUUCGUGAAGGGCGAGUUUGUGUGCUACUCGCCCAGCAUGCAGGCCGAGCGCAGGCACGGCCGGCGCGGGGUCCGGCUUGAGGCCGAUUUCGAGCGGGACAAGGUGGAGAACAACACCACCAUCUUCUUCAUCCACGGCGGCGGCUUCUGCAUGGGGGAAGUCACGACGUACAGGCAGUGGGCGGUGAAGAUGAGCAAGCUGCUGGGCGGGAUCCAGUUCUUCCUGAUGGACUACGGCCUCUCCCCCGAGAACCAGUUCCCCACCGCCCUGCGCCAGUGUUGGAAGACGUACCUCUGGCUCAUCGACGAAAAGGUUUCCGUCGGAGGCAACAUUCCGCCCGAGCGACUGAUCAUCGCCGGAGACAGCGCAGGGGGCAACCUGUCGCUCAGCCUCCUGUUUCUGAUCCGCCAGGCGCGCCUCAACAAACAAAUGCGCGAUGAACGCCGGACGAUGUGUGAUGAAGGCGACCGGGCUGAUGAUGACGACUACGACUGUGUCCACGCCCAGAACGACCCGGACAUCUGCAACCCGCACGCGCCAGGCCCGGCCGCUGCGGCGCAGCACAACCGCCGCCGGCGCGGGACCAUGGAGAUGUGGAUGCUGCGCGAGGAGGACCGCCUCGGACGCGGCAUUCAGGACCUCUUCGGUCACGAGAUGCCGCACUACGACCAGGCCGAGGCGGCGCCGACCACUACGCGCGGGGCCGAGGGCGACGAGUCCGAGAUCAGGCGGCGGCGCGAGUACCGGCGCCGGCUGAACGACGAGGUGCGGGCCGACUGGCGCGCGACCGGCGGUUCAUGCGGCGGUCAUUGCCUGCCAUUCGAGCUCGACGAGCACGAGCGCGAGCUGUUCCCGCCCUUUCCGCUCUGCGCCAUGCUGCUGUCGCCCUGGGUCGACCUCAGCGAGCACAGCUCGGCCUUCCGCUUCAGCAACUACCCCAAGCCCGCCGUCUUCCGCCCCUAUCACAUCGGUUUGAGGUUCGUGCACGCCUAUCUGGGGCUGCAGCCGACGGACUACCCGUUCACGGUGCGCAAGAACCGGGAGCUGGAGCGCCGGUUCAAGUGGGGCCUGCGGGCGCAGGUCAAGGCCGCGCGGACCAAGCGCGAGAAGGACCAAGCGCGCAUCCGUUCGGUCGCCAUCCGUGCGCAGACCGAGUACCUGCGCACCCUGCUCCACGACGAGCUGCGGAUGCGCCAGGUCGUCAAGACCCGCGAAGAGCUCCGCCAGCACCGCGCGCGCCAGCGACAGAUGAGCGUCGACAUGGUCAACGUCAAGGAGGGCACCACCCGCCGCCACCGCGUACGACACCACAUCGGCCACGGCCGCGGCCGAAGCGGUCGAGGGGCUGCUGACGUGGCAGGGGACGACAGCGAGGCCCAGGCCCAGCGGGAGGCGGAGGAGGACGAGCUGGAUUGGGCGGUGAACCGGGCGUCGAUCUACUCGCCCUACGUGUCGCCCAUCUACGGCGACCUGCUCGGGCUGCCGCCGCUGCUCGUCACCGGCGGAGACCAGGAGCCCCUGUGGGACGACAUCCAGCGGCUCGUCCAGAAGGGCCGCGACCAGGGGCUCGAGAUGGAGCUGGUGGUGGGGGAGCAGAUGAACCACGACUUCCAGUUCUUCUUCGAGAUCGUGGCCCACCCGGAGGUGGCCAAGUUUCUCGACCGAGUCAAGGAGUGGUUCCGGCUGCAGCUGGAGAUCAUCGGCGAGGGGGUCGAGGUCGACCGGCUCAAGCGCAAGGACGAGGCCAUCACCCAGCAGGACCGGGAGGAGGCCCGGGCCGAAGAGGAGGAGACCGUCAAGGACAAGUCCAAGCAGCUCCUCCGCGGCCUCUCGCGCCUGCCCAGCCUCGCCGCGGUCUUGUAA